Messenger RNA from Myotis lucifugus (little brown bat), 504 nucleotides. RefSeq names its product odontogenesis associated phosphoprotein (gene ODAPH). The transcript has 2 exons. The record is from RefSeq and is a predicted model, not a curated record. NCBI's taxonomy places the organism in Eukaryota, Metazoa, Chordata, Mammalia, Chiroptera, Vespertilionidae.
AUGGCUCUCAGGCUCUGUCUCUCCUGCUGGCUGCUGGUCUGCUGGUUGGUGGUAAUGGUGGCAGAAGAGGCUCACAAACUGGGGACCCUACAGACUGCCAGAUCUUCACACUCACCCCUCCACCUCCCACAAGGAGGCCGGUGACACCGAUCCAGCCCAUCACAAGGACACCCAAGUGUCCUUUCCAUUUUUUCCCAACACGGAGGCCCAGAGUCCAAAUUAGGUUUCCAAACAGACCUUUCCUCCCUCCGAGGUGCAACCACCGUUUUCAGUACCGUCCAUAUUUUUGGCCGAACAAUCGUCUUAGACCAUAUUAUAACUAUUUCCCCAGAAGAAGACUCCGGAGAGGAAGCUCAUCCGAGGAAAGAAGAGGGAAGAGAGAAGCCCCAAACCUGCUCAGACAGAGGAGGUCAAUACCUCAGAAAAGACUAUAAAAAUAGUUCUGUUUUCUUUUUCCAACUAAAAUUGCUGAAUUGGAAACUUAUCUUAAACACCACUGACUAG